This is a messenger RNA of Neurospora hispaniola, 1288 nucleotides long. RefSeq lists its product as uncharacterized. The record is from RefSeq and is a predicted model, not a curated record. Bases 410 to 994 code for a protein of 194 amino acids. The transcript has a single exon. Lineage: Eukaryota; Fungi; Ascomycota; Sordariomycetes; Sordariales; Sordariaceae.
CCUUCUCUUGCCUUGCAAUGCCUUCCUUGUUGACACUGGCCCGAUACUGUACAUGCACACAUUCCAAACCUGUGAGCGUGCAUGAGACAUCUCAGAUACAACCCAAAUGGCUCCACGUUCACGAUUGUAAUGUGUCUCCCGCCUCGAAAGAUUUACAUAAAGUAGUGUAGCCUCUUGUAAAGAUGGAAUGCGACACUCGGAAAGCCCACCACUCGUUUGACCCAAGAGAUGACAGGUUUCGGCGGCGCCGCAUGGAUUCGGUCUCGGCGGCCCUUCGAUGAAAAUGCCCUUAAAACGGUCUGGGCCGGUCUGCUUCUAGCAGCGUUAUUUGCAACAUACAUGUGCAUCCAACGAGACGAAACCGCUUUGGCAGUUCCAUACAUCACACACCGGUAACCUGUAUCGCCGUAUGGUACCCAUCUCGCCUGGUCCAGUCCUCAGAUCCGGGCUCCAGUGCCUGUCGGUUCCAGGUUGUAAACCUUGGCGAUUGCUCCCGAGACAUGGAAUCAAAACACCAGUUUCGCCAGCACAGAAACCGCUGCGCUGUAGAGACUUCGCCUAUGGGAUACAGUUCGUGACCUGGCCGCCGCCAUUUUUCAGUCCCCAACUUUGCGAGUCUUCAGACUUCGGCACACAACCGAUCUCCGCAACCAGGACCAAUCCUCCUGGUCCUGUACAGACCGGACGGAUCACCACAUCCGAGAAGAACCGCGGAAGCAGGAUGUCGGCCAUGCUUUCGGCUAUCGACGUUUACGAGACAGCUGGCACGCCUGAACCACCUCACAGAGGACCACUUCAAGUUACAGUACCCGGCAUUGACCAGUUGCCGGUCGCUUCGUGCGGAUCUCGUAGACCCUUCUCUUUGCCCCCUUCCCCUGGUCGAUUUCCGCCUAUCUCUGCAGGAGAUCGGAACCAACCCCAAUACAGACGGGAGGAGGUUUCGUGUCGUCGUCACCAGGAUCGCCUUCAGCCUCCGCGCAUGCCACUUGCUUAGCCCUGGGACUCUUGGACGUGGAGAGAGCAGCCCAGAUCAGGCUAGGCUGGGUCAAGUCGCGCUAUCAUGGGAACCUCUCUGGUGUUGGAGUGCCCAUGGUGACGCGUAGCUCUUUUCUCCAAACUUCCUUCUACCACGUUGACUGCUCCUCAACCUUUCACUUAUCGUUAGUUCUACCGCUAUAUGGCAGUUAACAUGGGGAUAAAACAUAUUCGCUUCUGCUCCGGCCUCAUCCUCGCGUAGAUCCCCCCUCGCUUACACACUCGCAAGCCUAGCCUCACAGGCCAAGCCAAG